Drosophila serrata is the source of this 1081-nucleotide messenger RNA. RefSeq names its product MIT domain-containing protein 1. NCBI's taxonomy places the organism in Eukaryota, Metazoa, Arthropoda, Insecta, Diptera, Drosophilidae. The record is from RefSeq and is a predicted model, not a curated record.
UCAAAAACUUUUCCCCUUUUCCCUUUGUGUCAAAUUGGUUUUCCCAAUCAAAAGCAAAAUUUCAAAUAGAAUUACAACAUAUACAACAUUUUCGUAUCGGAAAACUCCCAACAAAAUUUUGCAGUUCAAAUAAUGACAACCGCCAGUAAUCGUUCACCCUUGGGCUUUGCCGAUGUCGAUGUCGAUGGGGAUGAGCUGUCCAAGCUCGAGCCCAUAAUCAGUGCCCUGAAGUGCGAACAGACGGGCCACAUCAUGGAGGCGAUUCUUCUCUACGAGGAGAGCACCUUCAAGCUAAAGGAAAUGGCCGAGGCGGAUCCCAGUCGAAGGCAAUUAUGCGGCAAAUAUCUCAAGAUGUACGAGGCGCGGGCCAAGCAGCUGAGGGAUCAGGUGAAGAGUCACCUGCACGCGAGUCGAAUGCUGGAUCACGUCAGCAUCGAGCGGGGUGCCAGGGGCAAGAGCUACCAGCGGCUGCUGGGUCCGUAUCUCGACGAUAGCGUCCGGGAGGCGCAUCUCAAUGAACCAAAUCUCACGGAGCCGCAACACUUUCGCAAUCUGAUCAAUUUCUUUGAGAUUCUGGUGAAGAAUUGUCGCUAUCUCAAGUAUAUCCGGGUGACUACACGUUCGGAUGUGGUAGUGCCGCAAAAACAACUACAGAUCCUGCAGCAAAUGAAGAACGAUCUGGCCGCAGGCAACAUCCACAUGAACUAUCAAUUGGACGACACCCUUCACGAUCGCAAGAUUGUGCUCAGUUCCGGUGUGUUGAUCAAGAUAAACAGGGGCCUGCAUUACUUUGAGCCUGUACAGGAGGGUUCAUCGUAUAGCUUAGGCCUCUGCGAUUUUGAUUUCCGCAAAUGUCUGGCCACCGAGGUGGACAUUUGGAAGUGUCGGGCAUUUGCCAAGAGGCCAAAGGAUUUGCAGGAGGGUGAGGAUCGCCCUGAAAGGCACGGCUACUCGAGUGACUAGUGAGGGUAGGAGUGAGUGAGAGUAGAAUUCCUCAUAAGCCCCUUGAAAUCAGGUCAGUCACUGGCCUUAUCGCUGGUAAAAGCAGUACUAGACAUCAAUAAACACAGCAGUUGGUUAA